Messenger RNA from Morchella importuna, 636 nucleotides. RefSeq lists its product as uncharacterized. Bases 1 to 636 code for a protein of 211 amino acids. Gene Ontology annotation, molecular function: gluconokinase activity. The record is from RefSeq and is a predicted model, not a curated record. Lineage: Eukaryota; Fungi; Ascomycota; Pezizomycetes; Pezizales; Morchellaceae. Gene Ontology annotation, cellular component: cytoplasm. The transcript has 2 exons.
AUGCUCACCUACGGAGACAGAUCUGAUUCAGUUGUUUCGCCAAAGCCAUCCGCUGCACACCUCCUAGGGAACAUCCAUUCCAUGACAACUGAGCAACAAGUUCGUCAUAUUUGGAUUAUCACUGGCCCUGCCGGCUGCGGAAAAUCAACAGUUGCCCAAUUUAUAGCAAAACAGCUCAAUCUUCGCUUCAUUGAAGGGGAUGAUUUCCACCCUAAAUCAAAUGUUGACAAGAUGGCGAACGGUAUUCCCUUGACCGAUGACGACCGUUGGGAUUGGCUUGAGACUCUACGGAACAAGGCUGUCGAGGAACUUGAACGAGGAGCUGAGGGCUGUGUUGUCACCUGCUCCUGCCUCAAGCGCCGAUAUCGCGAUGUGAUUCGAAUUGCCGGUCGGGAAGCGGACGAUGUUGCCGUUCGCUUUGUCUACUUGGCAGCUAGCGAAGAGCUAUUGCUCUCCCGAGUCCGCGCUCGCAAGGACCACUUCAUGAAGGACGACAUGGUUCACAGCCAGUUUACCGCCCUCGAAGAACCAGACGAAACCGAGGUGGACGUUGUUCAUGUUGAUGUCAGCGGUACUCCUUCCCAAGUACAAAGUCUGGCGCUGCAAAAGGUCCAAGAAUGCAUGGAAUCGGAUUAG